Messenger RNA from Colletotrichum lupini, 303 nucleotides. RefSeq lists its product as uncharacterized. The record is from RefSeq and is a predicted model, not a curated record. Lineage: Eukaryota; Fungi; Ascomycota; Sordariomycetes; Glomerellales; Glomerellaceae. The transcript has a single exon. Bases 1 to 303 code for a protein of 100 amino acids.
AUGCAGGCGGCAACGGCGCGACGUCCAGCCAAAAGUUACAAUGUCCAAGCCUGGCAGGCCAGAUACCUACUACUGCCGUCACAAAUCCCAUCACAAACCCCCAACAAGCCAUCCUUGGAGCGGUGGCCAGCUGCUGACACCUGGGCUGUGCGUGCCUUUGCCUCUGUGCCAGCAACUUUGAAGACGGACGACGGCAAGACGAACAACCGACAGGCAGAUGAAGGUGACGAUCUGGGGCUGGUGACUGAUGCCAUCAUCCCGCUUUGGCCUGAUGACAAGCGGCGCAGGCUCAACCGAUACUAA